Molecule: messenger RNA, 522 nt
Organism: Ogataea philodendri
Lineage: Eukaryota; Fungi; Ascomycota; Pichiomycetes; Pichiales; Pichiaceae
Exons: 1
Coding region: 1-522 (173 amino acids)
Source: RefSeq, a predicted model, not a curated record
AUGUUUUUCGAUCGCUUUCAGAUCGGUUCUGAGCCAAUUCGAAUCGUCCUUCACCAGAAGUCUAAUAAAUUCUUGCGAAAUGUCAACACAAUGGUUCCUGGUCGGAACAAACACCAGAUUUCUGUCCUUGUCGUUGUCCCUGAUAGCAUUGAAAGUUGGACGAAUCAUGGCCAAAAUCAUCGACGGAUGGUGCGCGGUCUCAAACUGCUGAAACUUCACUUCCAACGGAUAUUCUCUUUCCUUCGAGUCAAAGUUGAAAAUGUGCUGUUUCGGAACACCCAGCCAUUCUGCAAUGUCUCUAGGGUUGGCCAAAGAAGAUCCCAAACUAACCAAUCUGAUGUCUUUUUCCAAGUUAACAGCGAUGAACCGCAAGCGACUGAGAACCAGCUCAUAAACUGCAUCAACUCCAAUUGCGUGGAAGUCGUCAGCGAUCACCAGUUCUAUCGAUUGAACAUUCUUUCUUUGCUGCCAACGACGGGAAACGAGAUCAAACUGCUCUGGCGUAGCGAGAAUCAAAUGUGA